Molecule: messenger RNA, 2836 nt
Organism: Rhineura floridana
Lineage: Eukaryota; Metazoa; Chordata; Lepidosauria; Squamata; Rhineuridae
Gene: NUB1
Product: negative regulator of ubiquitin like proteins 1
Exons: 15
Coding region: 252-2159 (635 amino acids)
Biological process (GO): regulation of ubiquitin-dependent protein catabolic process
Molecular function (GO): protein binding
Source: RefSeq, a predicted model, not a curated record
UAAAACGAAAGAGGAACUAAAAUGGCGGCGGCUUCUCAGGCCGCGGUGGUGUGUCCUGUGUGGUCACGUGACUGCCGUUCCCCAGGAUAGGGAGGAGGAAUAUUCGCGUAUCUGUCGUUCAUUUCUGACGGACUUCCAUCGCAGACCCGGCAGCUGAGCCUUCAGUUCUAUUUUUUUUAGAACGGGGAGGGGGCGUGAACAAACGUCUCCAGCGCGCGUCGCUCCAACACGCUCUGCUUCCUCGCGAUUGGAUGCUGAGCGGGGUGGGGGAGAGAGAGAGAGAGAGAGGAGUGUGUAGGAUGGCACAGAACAAAUACCUUGCAGCAAAACUGAAAAACUAUUUGCGAGAAGACAAAAUUCAGCUAUGGAAACCUCCGUAUACGAAGAGCAACAAAGAGGCUGGUGAGGAGCUAAAGGAUCUCGCACUGCAAUACUCAGCAAGGCUAAAUUAUAAUGACAAUGAAAUAGAGGCCCUUCUGGAAGAAAUACGCUCCAAAGCUGUCGAACGAGGAAUGGGAAAUGAAGCUUAUAACACGACAGGAGUUGCGACGCUUGAAGUAGCCUUGCCUACAUGGAUGGGUAAAACAAGAAAAAAUGCGCUGGAGACGAGAUUGGUCAUCACAGGCAAGGACCUCAGAUCUCAAAUAGCACAGACAUAUGGAUUUGAAGAAAACUGCAUCAAAAUAAUUAUAAAUAAGAAGCAGCUUGACCUAGGAAAGACUCUUGAAGAUCAAGGUGUAACACACAAUGUCAAGGUUAUGGUGCUUGAGCUGAAACUGACCGAAGAAGAUACCAGAAAAAAAGUCCGGGAAGAGGAAAUGCAACAGGAGGAAGAGGCUGUGAAGAAAAAAGAAAUGAAUAAAAGGAUGCAAAGAACAAAAAAAGGCUUAGAAAUACUUGCAGAAAGAGAGGAUUCUUUAGAUCCUGAUAGAACACCUUACCUAGACAUAGCAAACCAAACCGGAAGAACCAUCAAGAUUCCUCCACAAGCCAAAAAAGCUCUUUUGUUAGCCAUGGGCUAUCAUGAAAAGGGCAGAGCACUGCUGAAGAAAAAAGAAUAUGCCAUGGCACUGCCGUUCCUGUUGGAUGCAGAUAAACACUUCUGUGAAUGUGGUUCAGACCUCCUGACCACUGUUGACAAUUAUGCCGUGCUGCAGCUGGACAUUGUCUGGUGCUACUUCCACCUCGGUCAGCUGGACUGCCUGGAUGAUGCUGAGAAAAAGCUCCUUGCAGCUCACGAUUGCUUCAGAAAGUGUUACGGAGAGAACUACGAAAGGCUGGUCACUAUAAAAGGAAGUUCUGGGAGAGAGAAAGCGUUAUUUCUAAGACUUUAUUUGCUUCAAGGAAUAAGCAAUUAUCAUAAUGGCAGAGAGAGAGAGGCUGCUGUACAUCUUCAGAAGGCACAUGGCUUGUUUCAAGAGUUGUGCAUAGAUCCUGACAAGAUCAGUAGCUUGCUACUUCUGGGAUUCUCUGCUCAGGAAGCUCGUCUGGGUCUCCGAGCUUGUGAUGGGAAUGUGGAUCAUGCUGCCAGUCAUAUUUCCAACAGGAGAGAGGAAAAAGCUCAAAUAAGAAGAGAGGAGAGAGCUAAAAGGAGAAAGAAAUUAGAGGACAUUAACUCCUUGAAGAGUAUGGGCUAUUCAGAGCGAGCUGCUAGAGAAGCUCUUCAUAACGCAAAAGGAGACCUUGAGCUAGCAGUUAAGAUUAUGCUUGAUAACCCCCAGCUACUCCUGUUGGAUGACGACAAUCCAGUGCCAGGGAACCAGUUUCAAGUUUCCCAGGAAAGUAUUGAUCAACUGGUGUAUAUGGGCUUUAAUCCUGAGGCAGCAGGGCAAGCUCUGAAAGUGUUUAAAGGCAACGUUCAGGUGGCCGUACAAGUGCUUGCUCGUUAUGGGGGAUCCCUUCCUGCUCAUUUACAGACCCCUCUGGAUAGCAUCACGCCUUCAGAUGAAUCCAGUUCAUCAAAAGACUCUCCUACGGAUUCUGCAGGCACCUCUGGGGCUUCGACUGAUGAAGACAUGGAAGUAGAUGCUGUCAAUGAAAUCUUAGAGGAUAUCCCAGAACACGAAGAAGAUUAUUUGGACCUAACUCUGGAAGAGGAAGAAGUUGUCAUUAAUGAAUACCUCUCUUACAUACAGCACCUGCAAACACAGUCCCAGUAGGCAAAUUUUAAUGGGUCCAGUAUCGGGGCCAGCAUUUUAUGGGCUCCAAUCCAGAAAAAAAUUAGUUGCAUGUAAGUCCCAGUGAAGUCAGUGGGUCAAGUUGGUCCUGGCUAACUUGACUAUACUUUACUUAGAUUAGUACUGUGGACUUUAAUACUUGGAUUGCAAAUAUGUCUGACCUUCUUUUGCCAAAUGCCUUAAGUUCAAUCAGUUGCAUGUUUUUUUAAACAUUGGCAUGUGUAAAAUCUGUAGUAGUAUCAAACUGGAGUGACACUGGAGAGUAAUACAUUUAACUGUAGAACAAAAAUAUUUAUAGAAUAAAUAUUUUUAUAGAGAGGCUCAAUAUAUAUAUUGGUGUGAAAUCAACCUAUUUAAUCAGUAGAGCAAAUAAAACCCAUUUUGCAUACAUUCACAAAGCCUAGAUUUCUUUUAAAACUGCAGUGAUCUGCCUGUGAGAACUAAUACAUAUAAUCCACUGUGACUAGCAUCAAUAUUUUCUGGUCGCAGAAUAUAGACCCAGGUGUGUAUAGAUUUGUCAGCUUUUACAGAGCUUUUUCUUUCCAUCUUGUAUUCUAAAGCCAGUUGUAUAUCUAUUGUGAGUGGACUUUAAAAGGCUCUUUUGUUCAAUCUUUGUCUCACCUAAUGCGUAACAACCAAUAAAAACCCCAUUCAUCACA